AUGAGAAUUGAUGUCGUUCUUGUUCCCCAGGCCCACGAAUCCUUCUAUUAUAUAACCCCAAUACAACCUCAACCUCUAUCUCUCCUCCUAGAAGGUAAUCCGCCCUUCCAAAAAGAGUUCCUCAUUGAAAGCAGCAUUAGUUUUAGCCGCAAAUUACUCGUAAUUUGGUGCUUUUCUUUGGGCUUGAAAUAUCACUUUUUUCGAUUAUUUCGUUACCAUUCUUCGACAAACGGUAUUGUAGAAUUUGUUCUACACAUCCAAACGCCAUUAGUUCAUUCAUCACAUCAAGUGCCUACAACAUAA
Amoebophrya sp. A25 is the source of this 303-nucleotide messenger RNA. NCBI's taxonomy places the organism in Eukaryota, Dinophyceae, Syndiniales, Amoebophryaceae. The record is from the annotation of a GenBank genome assembly.